Molecule: messenger RNA, 5601 nt
Organism: Fusarium falciforme
Lineage: Eukaryota; Fungi; Ascomycota; Sordariomycetes; Hypocreales; Nectriaceae
Exons: 8
Coding region: 1-5601 (1866 amino acids)
Cellular component (GO): nucleus; cytoplasm
Molecular function (GO): protein binding
Source: RefSeq, a predicted model, not a curated record
AUGCCUGACUCAGACUCAGACUCGGAGUCGGCGGCUUCCUCUGCUGCUUCGGAGUUGUCCCGACUUCCUUCUCCAGAGCCACCAACUGAACCAGUUCAAGAAACAAUCACCAGCGACAACCAGGAUCAACAAAAUGACGAAACGGUAGCAACAGAGGCCACACCAGCCGGCGAUGAUUCCGGCUCAAAAACCACUCCAUCUUCAGACUCAGCCCCUGACCCAGAAGCUGAACCCCUUCACAUUGUAUGGGAAGAAAAACCAGAAGAUGUGGAAGAAGCUGAGCACCGCCCAUAUUUCGAUGGAGCUUUGGCCGUCGACUAUGUCGUGGUCCCUGGAGUUUACGGGGACUGGGAGGGUGAUGUCGGAGAAUGCCCUGGCUCAGGGAGCUCGGCCUGGGUGUCCAAAUUUGCUGGGAAACGAGCUGUAGAGGACCCCUUCUGGAUGAAGAGUAUAUCAUCAAAAUGCAGGAUCCUCACCUACCAGUACGAUGCUUCGCAGCUCUUUCGCGCCCGCCAGUCUCGCCAGUCGAUCCGCCAGAUGACUCUCAAGCUGUUGCAAGCUCUCAAGGCGAGGCGUCGGAACGCACAACAUAAACGGCGAAUUUUCUUUGUUUGUCACGACAUUGGGGGCAUCAUAGUCAAAGAUGCCCUCGCUUUGGCAGCUCUCGAAGGGUAUCGGUGGAGGGACAUCUCGGAAAUGUCCCGAUUAGUGGUCUUCCUAGGCUGUCCCCAUCGCAGCUUCAACAAGUCUGAUCUGGAAGACAGACUCACACGUUUCCUAUUCACCAACUAUGUUCACAACGACUCCAAAGUUCGACCCUCAGUGUCAUCCAUAUCAGGGCUUGCAGAUGCCGUCAUCGAAAUCAACGGCCUAUUCGCCGAGUCCAAGGUCCCCCUGCGCAGUAGAGUCAUCAGCCUUUACUCUGAAGGAACUGAAAACUCGAACAUUUGCCAUGCUUUUGAUAACUACAGUGCUACCUUGGGCAUUCCCCUGGAAAGAAGACUUCCUGAGCCUAGUGACACCAAAUAUUCCGACCUCAAGACCUACAUCAAGAAGAUAGAUAGCGAUAUCAAUCCUACAUUGGAAGACAUACAGUACAUCCACGAGCGGAGUCUCCUCGCCCUCGCCUCUCCUGUCUACCCACUCAAGACCGGAGAGUCUUCCAACUUCCUCAAGGACCUCCCCGAGUAUCAGGCCUGGCUCAGUCAUCGGGAGCCUCAGAUCCUCUAUAUCCAUGGAAACCAUCGUGUUCGAGAGGCAGCUGAGCAGGUCUUCUACUCCCUCGAAUCAGAUGCCGAGGGUGAUCAGAGGCGAAGCUUGGUGCUCUACUUUUCCUUCGACCGAUGGGACGUCCGGUGCGACUCUAUUAGAGACCUGAUCGCGACAUUCUUGGCACAGAUCAUCACCCACUUCCCCAGACUGAACCAGCAGCUCGAAUUCUUCUUCAAUCAACUACACAAUGAGCAUGGCUGGACAGAGACCGACCUCAUCCAGUUCUUUGAGUGGUUUCGGGCGUCAGAUGAAGUUGAGGAGGUCAUAUGCGUCAUCAACUACUUUGACGAAUGUACCCCAGCAUCUCGCAAGAAGUUCCUCGAAAACUUCGUCUACGUGUCUCAAAACGUCGAGACACCAUGGAAAGUUGUUGUGACAAGCCACAAGCCCGGCGCCCUGACAGAGGAACUCUCAGGUUCCGUCUGUACACCAAUUGAUCUUGCAGCAUCGGGAUUGGAGUCUUACACCGACAACGAUAAUGAAAGAGAUUUGGCAAGUCUGACAAUGGUCCGGCCUGACCUCCUCUCCCAUGAUGCCAAGGUCCACGAGGAACUGAAGACGAUUGAGAGGCUCGAGCCCUCCGUCCAGCAAAUCAUUCGUGAGCAGGCCAGAAUGCACGAUGGAUGGCCCGAAGAAACGUCCAUCCAGACGCUCUUUGCACCCCUGAAUCUCGCCCAGGGCAAAUCACAAGACGACGAGAUUCUUGGAGAGGUCUUGGAUUGGGUGCUGAGGAGGUUUCCCGAACAAGGCAUCCUUCGUCGGCUCCUGUCAUGGCUGCUUUACUCCGUGAGACCGCUCAGCGUCUGGGAACUUGCAACUAUUCUCUCGUUCGAAACUUCUCCAGGUCGAGGUGGCGUGGCCCCGAGACCAUCAGAAGUAGAAAACCUCAUCUCCCAGAUUCAGCAGUUGUUGGCUGGCGUUAUCGAGGUAGACCAGAAUGAAGUCAGAUUCCGACAUCCUCGCCUGAGAAACUUCAUGGCCGGGGAGGGAACUUCACACAUCACGGCCAGAGAACCAAAGUAUCUGUGGGAAGAGAUAAAAGAGACUGCUCAUUCUGACAUAGCCGAGCUGUGUCUCAAAUAUCUUUCCAGGACCAGUUCUAGCAUCGAGCAACUCCUCGAUGAGACUUUCGGGGUCAGCCUCAGAACCUUUGAAACGCCUACUUUUGCGGACCGAACAAACCUCGCCUCCUAUGCCCUCCAAGCGUGGACACAUCACUUUUCUCUGAGCUCGUCGCGUCCAGACUUGUCGGCCAUGCUCUCGGAAUCAGAAUCACCAAAUUUUGCUCGGAUUCUGGCUCAGGGUCACUGGGCCUUUGCAAACCAAAUCACGAAGAGUGUCGAUAUUCCGGAAACGCUGUUUCCCAUCUUUGCUGGCCUUGGACUGCUCGAAGUAGUAAAGCCACGAGAUCAACAAGACGUCUUCCGAGGGUUACUCGAAGCAGCUCGCAAGGGGAAUGUCGGGAUCGUCCGACAAAUUACCGAGGAGCACAUGCUAUCAUCCGAUCAAUUGAUGAAGACUCUCGAGGCUGCAAGCUCUUCUGGCGAUGAGGACUUGAUGCUAGAUCUGUUGAAGCAGAUGAUCUCCAAGACUGAAGAGCCUGGUAGCAUUGAGUGGCCACCGGUUCUCAUUUAUAGGGCGGCAUGGCUAGGCCUUGAUCGUUUUGCCGACAAGAUUCUCGGGUUGGGAUGCCCACCUGAUCCUGAAGUUGAAUGGACACUCACUCUGAGGGCUUCGCCACUAUUCCAAGCGUCGCGGGCCGGACAUCCAAAGACUGUGCAAGCUCUCGUGAAGCAUGGGGCCAAUCACAAGUUCCCUGGUCGUUACGAACGAACACCUCUUCAUCUUGCAGCAGUCGAGGGGCAUACUGAAGUCGCUCGGGUCCUUCUGGAGGAGGGCAAGGCCGACAUUGAUGCCCCCAGUGACAAUAACUUUACUCCUCUAUAUCUUGCAUCAGUCUUUGCACAUUACAAAACCCUGGAACUGCUCUUGAAGAAGGGCGCUGAUCCCAACAUGGGUCUUCCUCCAGGCCCCAGGGCCGAGGAUGAGUUCCAGUGGGUGCCGUUGGUUGUGGCUUCGGAUGACGGCCUCGAGAAGUGUGUGCGAUUGCUGCUUGACAAUGGAGCAAAUCCCGACAUCUGCGGCCCCAAUGGAACUGCCCUACGGUGGGCUGCUUGCAGUGGCCACCUGGGGGUCUGCGAUAUGCUUCUUGCUGCUGGAGCCGACCCCAAGAGCGAGCUACUGGAGAUGCCCAUCUUCCACCAGAUCUUCCAGACGACGCCUAAAGAUAAGCUCCUGGAGAUCCUAGACCGGUUCCUGGAACUUGACUUGGAUGUGAAUGCUAAAAACAAGGCGGGAGAUACAGCCCUGAUGUUUUCAUUGGUUAUUUGGCCGACCCGGGUCGAGGACUUCACAGUGGAAUUCCUGGAAGACGACGUUAGGACGGAUGCCCUUCGGAAAUUCCUGGACCACGGCGCUGAUCCCACCAUCCCUAACGAUUACGGGAGCUAUCCGCUGAGCUGUGCGAUUACCUGUGCGCGGUACGAGCUCGUUGAGCUUCUGCUACAAAGGGGCGCCAACGUAGACCAAGUCGACCGGCAAAAUUUUACGCCGGUCACGCUCGGCAUCGAACAGACAGAGAUUCUCCGUCUCCUUCUUAGAAAGGGAGCCAAUCCAGACCUUGGCAGACGGUUCGGCCAAACGGCCUUGAUGUACGCGGUGGAUGGGGGCCUGGACGAGACUGCGGAACUACUGUUGCAGCACAAUGCCUCAGUCGACAUGGAGUAUGAUGGCGGCUCUCAAGAUUGGUUAGGCUGGACCCCCAUGAGAUUUGCUGUUACGGCAAGAGUUGGAAUAGCCGGAAUGGUACGUCGGUUGGCAGAAGCCGGAGCCAACCUGAAGCACAAAGCAAACGGCGUUCCUCUUGUCCGUUCAGCUGCCACGGGAGAUUACCUUCAGGAGUUUCUGGAGUUCUCGGGUCGAAUCGAUAUUGACGAGGGUGACGAUGAGGAGGGCAUCGCUGCUAUUCAUGCCCAGGACACCACACUUGACAACCUCAGGCGUCUCCUCAAUGCUGGGGCAAACAUCGAAGCAGUGACAACUCGUUCACGAGACACACCGCUCUCAGCGGCCAUCACUGCCGUCGACGGAUUGGCCCGAGCCAAGCUUCUACUUGAAAGAGGAGCCAGCAUCAACCGUGGAUCGCCAUGGAACGGAUCGCCCCUCUGCCAGGCUUGUCGGAAGGGAGAGUGGGAGACGGUCAAGUUUCUCGUCCAGCAGGGCGCCGAUGUGAAUCAGCCGUGCUAUGGCUUGAACGGUACGCCGUUGCAGGCAAUCAUUCUCCGAGGCGAAGAGUCGAAUGCUCCAUCGCCUGAAGAAAUGGUUCGCUAUCUCCUCGACGAGGAAGAACAGGCCCACGUUCGCCCGAGAGAGUCUCGCGCAGACGUGACUGUACAAGGCGGCUUGCUAGGGUUCCCUAUCAUUGCGGCAGCCUUGAGGGCGACGCCAAACAUCAUCAAUCUUAUCCUGGAACAAAAGGGGGCUACAGUCGACGUGAGGGACAAGAUGGGUCGCAUGCCAAUACACCUUGCUGCUCUUAACGGGAUUCGCAACUUUGAGGUCAUCCUCGAAAAUGGGGGAGACAUCAAUGCCAAGGACAAAAUGGGCCGAACGGCGCUUCACUUCGCUGCGCAGUCGGGGCACAAGGAAGUUGUCGAGAAGAUCAUCUCACUCUUAUCUGACAAGACAGCCAUCGACACCCCAGACAUUGAUGGGUGGACACCGCUAUGCUGGGCUGCCCGUAGGCCAAGCUCUUGGCUAGAUGAAGAGCAUGCAAGCGAGAGUCCCCAGCAGAAGGAGGUGAUCAUGCUCUUGCUCGAGAACGGGGCCGACAGAGCCGUUCUGGCCAACGUUGGGGAUGAGAAGUGGACGCCGCUGGAAAUUGGUCGUUUCUCUGCAUGUUCCAGGGAGUCAAUGGCUCUCCUAGCCCACGGUCCCGUGCCCAAUGGUGUUUCUGACCCCGAGAAGAGCGACGACGUGGAAGAGCCACACAAAGGCAAGUCGCAGCGAGGUUACUACCAGAACUACUGGUGCGACGCAUGCGAAUGGGACAUUCGAGGCUUCGCAUAUGUGUGCAAGACAUGCACAGAUGUUGGGUACUGUUCUAAAUGCCAUCGCCAUGUGGCCCUCUUUCACCCAUCCGAUCACGAGUUUAAUCAGCGGGGGCCGGAAUUCGCAGGGUCCGAUGAUGGAGAUAGUGAUGAUUCAGCUUCGGCGACGACAGACUCGACGGACUCGGACUCUGGUUCCGAGUCGGACGGUUCUGGGUGA